Molecule: messenger RNA, 4391 nt
Organism: Amborella trichopoda
Lineage: Eukaryota; Viridiplantae; Streptophyta; Magnoliopsida; Amborellales; Amborellaceae
Product: putative pentatricopeptide repeat-containing protein At3g23330
Biological process (GO): RNA modification
Molecular function (GO): RNA binding; protein binding; zinc ion binding
Source: RefSeq, a predicted model, not a curated record
UCAAAAAAAAACUCUCAUGAAAUAAUAGGAAAAAUUAGAGCCCUUUACGAAAUUUUUCCAAAUUUUGACUAACGCCUUGCUUCCUCCUCACCCUUAUUUAUUCACAUGCAGUUUUUGUUUAAGUUGUCACCCAUAACUAAUGAGCAGAAAAUUCAAAAUUAAUCUGCACAGAAUGCUCUUAUCACUUCACAAAAACAUUCACGCUCUGAAAUGCCAAGACCAAUUUUCUUCCAUUUCGCUCUCUAAACUCCAAAAUUACACCUCACCCCAUGAAGUUAGAUCACUCCAUGCACAAAUCCUCAAGACCCAACACUCAGAAGACCUCUCUCUUCUCUCUAGACUCGCACACAGAUACCUCCUUUGCCACUGUCUCGGAGAUGCACUCCAAGUAUUCGCCCAAAUGAAGAGAGAGAAAGAUCCUCAUGUUUUCCUCUGGAACGAGUUUGUAAAAUGGUAUUCUAGAAAUGGAUUUUACAUAGAAUCGAUGGAGUUUUACCGCUGUUUAUCUCUCUCUAAAACUCCCCCUAAUGAGUUCACGUUCACCUUCAUUCUGCCUGCGUGUGCUGGUUCAAGGUCUCUUUUCCAUGGCCGUUCAAUACAUGCUCAAAUAAUCCUCAGAAACAUGGAUUCAAAUCUCUUUGUUGCUACGGCUCUAAUAGAUAUGUAUGGUAAAUGUGGUGAUUCUCUAUCUUCGCGCCAAGUUUUUGAUGAAUUGAGACAGCCAACUACUGCUUCUUUUAAUGCUUUGAUUUCUGGGUACGUGACCAAUGGGGAGUUCAAUGAGGCAAUGUGGGUCUUCAACCAAAUGCUAAUUUCUAGAGAGAGAAUGGAUGCCAUGACAAUGGCGAGCAUCUUGCAUGCUUGUGCUUCACUUGGGGCUCUGCAGCAAGGGAGAUGGAUCCAUGAACUUAUAGAGAGAGAGAAUAUAGAGAAAAAUGAAUAUGUAGGAGCUGCAUUGAUAAACAUGUACGCCAAGUGUGGUAGUAUUGCAGAUUCUCUUAAAGUGUUCGAUGAAAUUAACCGAAGAGAUUUGGUUUUAUGGACUAGUAUUAUAUGUGGGUUAGGAUCCCAUGGGCUUGCUUAUGAGGCUGAAAGGAUCUUCUUAAGCAUGAUUAGAACUGGGAUUAAGCCUGACACUAUCACUUUUGUUGGGAUUUUAUGUGGGUUUAGCCAUGUGGGUUUAGUUGAAAAGGGGUGGGAAUACUAUAAGUUGAUGAGUAGUUAUGGCAUGGAGUAUAGUUUAGAGCAUUGUAAUUGUAUGGUGGACAUGUUAGGGAGGGCUGGGAAGCUUGAAGAAGCCGAGAAUUUUGUCAGAGAGAUGGAUAUGAAGCCUGAUGCAGGUAUAUGGGGUGCAUUGCUAAAUGCGUGCAAGAUUUAUAAGGAUGUUGAGCGAGCCGAGAGGGUUGUCGAGGAGGUUUUGACAUUGGAUUCGGACAAUGCAGGUUGGUAUGUUCUAAUGUCAAAUAUAUAUGCGACUUCGGGAAUGUGGGAUGGUGUUGCAAAGAUGAGGACUCUUAUGAAGCAAAGGAAUGUUUUGAAACUGCCUGGUUGGAGUUGGAUUGAAGUGGAUGGUCAAAUCCACAACUUUUUAGUUGCAGACAACUCUCAUCCUCUCUCCUACGAGAUUCAUAAGCUCACGAAGGACUUGGACAAGAGGAUGAGGGAGAUGGGUUAUGUUCCAUUGUUAGAUUGUGUUUUCAGCAACAUGGGUGAAGGUGAGAAGGAAGGGUUAUUAUGUGGACAUAGUGAGAGGCUUGCAAUUGCCUUUGGGUUGCUAAGCACAAAGCCUGGAACAACUUUGAGAGUUAUGAAGAAUUUGAGGGUGUGUAUAGAUUGUCACAAUGCCACCAAGUUUAUAACUAGGAUAGUGGGGAGAGAGAUAAUUGUCAGGGAUGCAAAGAGGUUUCACCAUUUUAGAGAAGGGCUAUGUUCCUGUGGGGAUUAUUGGUGAUCUUGGCUUUCUAGGCUAAGGCACAUCCAAGGCGUGUCAUUCUCUGUGUCAUAGUUUUCCAAGCAACAACACCAUCGUCUUGCACCUCGUAUUAGAGAUUUCCAAUUUAAUAUGCACCAAAAGUAUUGUCAAAUAGAAAAAGUUUUGUCAUGUAAAGCCAUACGCAGUUCAAUUCAGUUUUACAAAUUCAAGUCACUUUCAUGCAAUGGUGUCUCAUUCCAUGUGCUGUAAGUAUUCUUUUAUUUUUUGUGCUGACAGUCUAGUAAGGGAAUUGUUGCCAUUGUACUGCACCUCCUGUUUACCAUAUGAGUUGAGAUAAAUGAAGCAAAUUAUUUCACCACUCACACGUUGGUGCUUACAAUUUCUCUGCAGCAUUUCAAAUAUCCUUUCUUUUUUUUUUCUUUUUUUCUUCUUUUUAAUUGGAAACUAUUUUUCAUUCCAUUGUUUAACCUGCUGCAAAAAUGUGUCUAAAACCCAGAGGGCUGUACAAAUUUUUUUUUACAUAAGAUACGCAUGUGCAAAAUGUGCAUAAAAAUUUACAAAUUUGGCUUUAUGAGUACUGGUUACUAGCAUUCAUGGUGUGUUCGAGUUAUUUUUAAGCAUGGUCCUUCUGUUCCUUCAUGUUUCAAGGUUUCUGCGAGAUUGUUGGCUCCUUUUUACAGGUUUUUGAAGGAGAUGGAGAAGUCUGAUGCUAAGUCCAAGACUUCCAGGAACUGACCAGCAAAAUGCUGUGGGAAGCCAUCUCAUCUCCAGCCCAAUGGAUAGCAGUGGCUGAGCCUCCCUCAACUAGGAGGUUUCACCACUUUGGUUGGAAGAAUCUUAAACCGUCUAACAUAGCUUGGACCUCUGGUGGCAUCCAAUGGCCUGCCGGGGCCUAAAAAAAAGAGGAGAAUCUCUCCAUCGUGGUCUCAGAAUACAACUCCAAUGCCUGUUGGACUAGGGUUGCGCUGGGAAUUACCAUUGAAGUCAUUUUGAUGGUUCCUUGAGGGAGUGGCCUGUGAUCUAGGCUCCCUGCCAUGGCAGGCCAUUGGUUUAGCAUGUUGAGAAAAGAGUAUUUCCAGAAGGCUUUCCUACUCUGGGCGUAAGAAAUGAUCAGGGAGUUAAUUCUGCCAAUCUCAAUUGAAAUGCUCUUUAAAGGUGCAUCUGCUUCCGUCUGAAAAGUUGCCACAUCAGUCAGCCUCUCUUCAGCAUGUGUGGUGGCAUGUGUUGGUGAUGGAGGUCUUUUGUUGAAGAUGGGGUGACCCAAACGAGCCCAGAAAGGUUGAGAGGGCAGGACUAGAUGACAAAGGUUACCUUGCAGUAAACAAAGCGGUGGGGAACAUUCUCUGCUUUCUCCUUGCAAAGGCAACAUUUAUUGUCUAACGUCAUGCCUCUGUGUUGAACAUGGUCUAUUGUUAAGACUUUGUUGAGCACACCUACUAGCCAAAGGCUUGGCCCUUUGGCGGUGUGAAGAUCUCCCAAAAGUUUUCUAGUAGGGGAGAGGCCAAAUGUUGGAGGCAGAACCUCUCUAAGCUUAGAAGCCAAAAUUGCAGCUAUAAUCUUGGAAGAACUAUUGAUCGAGGUGAGAGGGUGGUAAUCUUUUAUGAGUUCCCCCCACCUUCAUUUUUAUGUGUAAGGGCAUUAAAUGCAGCACUGAUGCCCUUAUCUAUGAUGCUUCUCUUCUGAAAAUAGGGGAGGACAUCUGCUAGUUCUGUGAUGAUUAGGUGGAGAAAGUGUUGAAGAAGGCCAUUAGAUAACCAUCCUGUGUGCUCUGUUGUGGCUGAGAUUGAAGACAUUAGCCCCUCAACUUCCGCCUGCUGAAAAGGGCAUUCAAGCCAAGGCAUUGAGGCCUCAGAGAUUUUGUCAAAACUGAGAUUUUAGAAAGCUGGCUAGGGAAAUUAUUGCUAGUGUAUAGCUUCCCAAUGUACCUGAUGGGAGUUCUUUCAAUCUCCAACCUGUUUUUCAAGAUCGAGCCCCCUCCUUGAAUGGAUGAGACUGUGUUCUAACACCUAAAGUUUGCAAUUUUAUGUAAAGCACCAGUGUUUCGAUUUCCCUCUUUUUACGAUCUGAUCCACAAUCUCUGCCACUCAAAGGCUUCCUCUUGGUGAUUCGUGAAUCAGUUCUUUCUACGGCUUUGCUGGUUGGGAGAUUUGGCUUUCCUCGAACUGGUCUACUUGAAAGGCCUUCUUUGUCGCUUGGUAUCCAAAGUGAUCUCUGUUCCAUUGCCUGAGCUUAUCUUUGAGGAGUUUGCAAUUUUUUUGUAAAAAUGGUGGCCUGAAGACCGCCAUUUAGUGACCAGUUUGGGUAGACAUUUACCCUGAAGCCACAUGGUAAAAACAGAAGCAGUAAAGGGCCAUCAAACUUCAAAUAUCCUUGUUUCCAAAUUCUUUCUAUCUACUUUUGUUUCUCUUUAUGAGUUUAUCUAUAUUGGUACAACUAUCAAAACAGGCCUUCCUCUCAA